Molecule: messenger RNA, 1228 nt
Organism: Leucoraja erinaceus (little skate)
Lineage: Eukaryota; Metazoa; Chordata; Chondrichthyes; Rajiformes; Rajidae
Product: dedicator of cytokinesis protein 2-like
Exons: 9
Coding region: 1-1023 (340 amino acids)
Biological process (GO): small GTPase-mediated signal transduction; cell migration
Cellular component (GO): plasma membrane; cytoplasm
Molecular function (GO): small GTPase binding; guanyl-nucleotide exchange factor activity
Source: RefSeq, a predicted model, not a curated record
AUGCGGUACAGCCUGAGCUCGAUGGCGUUUGGCGCUCGUCGCAGCUCGCUGCUCGGCACUGCUCACCGGUCCGCCUGUGUGGCCCCCAGCGCGGGUCUCCUUGUGUCCUGGCGUCCCCGCGCCUGUGCGCCGCGGCCUCGGGCCCGGGAGGUGACGGACGUUUGUGGACCGGAUGAGUUCGGAAGGCGAGCCAGGCUUCCUCGUUUCCGAAGCACCGGCGGAGGUCACCACAUAUGUUCGCGGGACAGCCUUCAGAUUUCCACCCUUGUCUGCUCCACCAAACUCACACAGAACGUGGACCUCCUGGGCUUGCUAAAAUGGCGCUCCAACAUCAGGGCUCUGAACGAGAACCUGAAGAAGCUGAUGAAGGUGGAUGGAGGUGAAGUCGUCAAGUUCUUGCAGGAUACGCUGGAUGCUCUGUUCAGUAUCAUGAUGGAAUUUUCGGACAGCAACACAUACGACAAGCUGGUGUUUGAUGCCCUGGUGUUUCUCAUUGGGCUGAUAGCAGACAGGAAGUUCCAACACUUCAAUGCUGUACUGGAAGCUUACAUUCGACAGCACUUCAGUGCUACCUUGGCUUACAAGAAGUUGCUGUCAGUGCUGACGGAGUAUGUGGACACAGCGAGCCGCGGCCUCGACUGCGAGCCUCUCAAACGAGCAUUCAAAGCAUUGGAGUACAUCUUCAAGUUCACCGUCCGUUCAAGAUGCCUCUAUUCGCAGCUGUAUGAGGGCAAGGAGAAGAAGGAGUAUGAUGAUUCGGUGCGAAUACUACUGGAGAAAUUCAACGUCCUGAUGAAGUCACCACUGGAAGGCAACACGUUGCUGAUGCAGGGAGCUUCCCUCAAGUACUUGCCGAUGAUUCUUCAAGAUGUUGCAACGACCUUUGAUCCGGUCUUACUGAGCCACUUGUUGCACGAUUUCAUCAGGAGCCUCCCUCCGGAUCGACUGAUGAAGCAGAAGUUGCAGUCGAUGACUGCCAUCGUGGGCACCCAGCUGUUUAAGAUGGAAGGUAAAACCUUCUGAUACAACCAUAUCAGCGUGUAACGCUGAGGCUCUGUAAGGCUCUGGUCAGGCCGCAUUUAGAGCAUUGUGAGCAGUUUUGGGUCCCCUAUCUGGGGAAGGAUUAGCUGACAUUGGAGAGGAUCCAGAGGAGGUUUAUGCGAAUGAUCCCAGGAAUCAUUGGGCUGUACAUGUUUAGUUUUGUUUAGUUUAGAUCCAGCAUGGAAAC